This is a messenger RNA of Musa acuminata AAA Group (dessert banana), 561 nucleotides long. RefSeq lists its product as uncharacterized. NCBI's taxonomy places the organism in Eukaryota, Viridiplantae, Streptophyta, Magnoliopsida, Zingiberales, Musaceae. The transcript has a single exon. The coding region runs from base 1 to 561 and encodes 186 amino acids. The record is from RefSeq and is a predicted model, not a curated record.
AUGACUAGCACUCCGCCCCUCUCGCUAAACGCAUCUCAUACCGAGAUCUUCCUUCAAAUCAGGGAGAAGGGUCUUUUGCGACCACCCAACCCCAUGAAAGUUACUCACAAAGAUCGAUCAAAAUAUUGCAGGUUCCACCGAGACUACGGCCACGACACGGAAGACUGCCACGACCUCCAGAACCAGAUCGAGGACCUGAUCAGGAGGGGUCAUCUCGGUCGCUACCUCAAGGAACCCCGAGAAGCGACCCCACGACCCAUGGUGCCCGUCGAAAGACAGAUCGACGUCAUUUCUGGAGGACCGAUGGCCGGCGACAGCAGCUCAACGGCGAGGAAGGCCUAUGCUUGGAGCACGGUCGAGAAAUACCCCAGACCCGAGCUUGAGCCCGAAAUCACUUUCGGAGCCGAAGAGGUCGAACGUUCCCAUCAUGACGACGCUUUGGUGAUCUCCAUCCAGAUCGCCAACGCUCGAGUGAGAAGGGUAAUGGUUGACACCGGGAGCUCUGCCGACGUGCUGUACCUCGACGGGCCGAGGUGCGGUAUUCCCCGAUCGAAAAGCUGA